Bubalus bubalis (water buffalo) is the source of this 1546-nucleotide messenger RNA. RefSeq names its product proline-rich protein 23B-like. Lineage: Eukaryota; Metazoa; Chordata; Mammalia; Artiodactyla; Bovidae. The coding region runs from base 303 to 1088 and encodes 261 amino acids. The record is from RefSeq and is a predicted model, not a curated record. The transcript has a single exon.
UGACAUUUUACGACGAGGAUUCCACUGGCGUAACUUGCAAUAUCUUUGGCCGUCUGGUGCUGUGACUAAUCGGUGUGAGGUGCUGAAGACUAGAAGGCGAGAGGCUCAGCCCAGCGCCCGACGGCGAUCCCCUUGAAGCCUGGACUGCAAGACCACAGGGAGGCAGUACCGGAGCUCUGAGGACUCGCCCGCCAUCACGCCGUCCUGCGCCCCAGCUGGCCCGCACCGCGUCACAGCGUGCAGGACUGAGCGCCUCUUUGCCCUCUGCCAGGCCCCAGAAGUGCCGUCCUUCGGUCGAACUGAUGGGCAGCAGGCCUCGAAGCCCCGGUGCCUACUCCUCAGACCGAUGGGGAAACGAGGCCGAAGAAACCGGCCCUGCCAAGCGCCGCCGAACGGAGGCGCGCGCGCGCCCAGAGUCCGAGUCCGAGACGGCGCCCAGCGUGGGCAACCUGACAGGACCUACGGCUGCGGGCGCUCUCACACGCGUGCUGGUUCUGCCCGCUGGCUGUGCCCUGCAUCUGCCCCUGGACGACGUAGAUCUGGUGCUGGAGCCCGAGCCCACGUCCGUGCUGCAGGUGGCUCUCGGAGAUUUCAUCCUCACACUGAUCCCCGAGGCCCUCUUGGGCUCGAGGGUGGAAGGCCCGUCGGGACAGGUCCUUGAACGGGCCGCUCUCCUGAGCCCUCCCGGGGAGUACACGGCUCUGGAACCGGGAUUCUGCGCAGCUGUGCCAGAGGUCGCCUGCGAAGAAGAGACCAACGGGGACGACGCCGACUCGGGCUCUGACUUCCUGUCACCAGAGAUGGAUCCGGCAGGCGGCCUCAUAGCUGGGCUCCGCAGCCCAGACGCCAGCGUGUGGCGCUCCGACGCACAGGGCUUCUUCCCAGAGUUCUGGCCUCGGGCGCCUAACCCUAGUCCAGAGAGAUGCUCUCCUCACCACGACGACCACCUAGACGUGCACCUUCUGGAGCCCUUCCCUGACUCACCACUCCAACCUCUACCGCCUUCUCCAAGUCCAAGCCCUCACGAGCGCCCCCCGCGCCCUCGCGGUCCUGCGCCCAAGGCUCGGAGAUGUCUGUUUCCAGAAUGAACUACACUCUGGGCCACAAGGACACAAUUGUAGCUACCAUCCUGGCGGUCCAAUGGACUUCCCAGUGUCCUUGACAUUGAAAGUCCUACAACCUGGAAAUUAAGCAUCUCAUGUGCCUUGUACCAACAAUUUCUUUUUCACUCCAGACUGGCUAUAGUGGUAGGAGAAGACGUCAAGAAGAGAAAGCAGAUUCUAGACCUCAUCUUUGAAAUGGAAAAUCUGUCCAGGGAUACCGGACAAUGUGUUUUCAGACUUUUGGACUUUUUUACGCAUCAUUCUCAGGCCUCUCCAUUCCCCUUCCUUUCGCAUCAGUUAUUUUCUCUCAAAUUGUACUCUGUCUUGCACCAUACGAUUACUAUCCUAUAGCUCCCCCAAACAGGAAAUUGCUGGGGAUUUCUCAUGUUGUUAAUUUCCUUCCUUAUAUGUUUUCUCAUGAAUUUAUAAAGAUAUUUAGCCAG